AUGGAAUCGAAAGAGGCCCUGGAACUGUCGGUCACGCCGGAGGAACUGUGCCGCACCUGUCUGGCUGCGGUACCGGACCGGUCGCAGUUGAAGCCAAUAUUUUGUAGCGAAAUUCUCGACGGCAAAAUAGUGCCCUUCCCGAAAGUGCUCGAGCUCGUGAUCGGGGCCAAGUUCGUAAAGGAUGAGAAACUGCCGAACAACGUGUGCAUCGAAUGUAAAGCCAAGGUACGCGAUCUGUACGUGUACGUGUCCAAGGUACGCAAUUCGGUGGAACUACUGUACGAUAUUUUCGGAGUCGCCAAACCGGCGGAAGCCUCGAACGUCAUCGUCAAGGCGGAGCCACCGAAGAAGAUCGACACGCGCAACGUCGAGGUACAAACGGAUGCAAUCGAAGCGGCAGAACCACCGCAACCGAAAACGGUCGAGACAGGCACACAGUGUGACCCCAUAGAACCGACUCCUAGGUCAUCGCUGGUAUCACCGCGAGAAAUUGAAAAUAAGCGGGGAACGACACCGCCGCCAGCUUCGAAAAAAGGGGUGUCGUCGCACCUUAUGAAUUUGCGAUGCGGGGAAUCGAGCAGCGAAAUAAGGGUCACCGUAAUGGAACAGGAUGAGGACGAGGAGGAGGAGGGAGACCAGAACGAAGGAGAUUCGAAGACAGACAACGAACAAGCUCUCGUCGAAGCACUUAGCACAAAAAGCGGAUCGUUCGAUCAUGACGAGUACGAGAUUCAACUGGUCAGCGAAGAGCCUGAAACCGACGAAUGUCUCGCACUGAGUGUUGUCGAGAAAGUCGGCCCCAGCCAGUUGAAGGGCGAAAAUGGAAAGGAAAGCUCCGACGAAAACGUGACUGGGUCCUUUGGGUCGUUCAGGAACAAAAGUUGGUCCGCUGUGAAGCGAGAACCGCACGACUCUUGCACCUACUGUGACUUCACGUCACGGGCGACCACCUUUGUGAGGCACUUUCUCAUCCACAAGCAGACGCUCGAAAUGUGCUUCGAGUCGAUCGACUACUUCCGGUGCAGCUUAUGCUUCACCGUGUUCAUCUCGCAGAGCCACUUCGAGGAACACUUCGAUACGACCUGCGCCAGCGUCGCCCAGGAGGAGUACACCGUGCACGAGGAUCUGCUCAAACACGAAACGUUCUACCAGAACGGGCUGGACAUUUGCGUGCCGAAGCUGAAGACGUUCAAGCGGACGGAUGCUAGGUUUCGCUGUGGGCGCUGUUGCGUCUAUCAGGACACAUUCGAGGACAUGCGCCUACACUGCCAGACCCACGAGGUCGAGGACGAUCACACGCAGAACGUGGACCUGCUGUGGCGCGAGAAUAUGCUCGAAAAGGUGCACGUCUGCGGUAUCUGCGGCGCCCACUUCCCGGACGCCAUGUUCAUCCGGCAGCACCUCUACUUUCACCAAACGGCGUACUUCUGUGCGUACGAUUGUUCGCAGACUUUUGACGAUUUUCACCGCCUCACGAAGCACAUCUCGCGCAAACACUACAAGCCGGCGGGUGAGGAAACGACCGCCGAGUUCUUCUGCGACCGGUGUCCCAAGAGCUUCAGCAGUACCGAGUCGCUCAAGACGCACGUGAAGAAUCAUUUGCGCGAGCGUAAGUACGUUUGCUGUGUCUGCUCGAAGCGCUUCGUCCAGAAGAGCGAUCUCAUCAUUCACGGCCGCACCCAUACGGACGAACGGCCGUACGAGUGCCGGCAGUGUAGCAAACGGUUCCGCACGGCGAGCCAUCUGCGCGAUCACAUGUCGACGCACGAGGAGGUUAACAAGUUCGAGUGCGACGUGUGUCACAAGCUGUUCAAGGCGGAACGUAUCCUGGCCGGCCACCGGCAACUGCACACCGGACUGAAGCCGUACGCCUGCGAUAUCUGCUCGAAAACGUUCGUCCGCAAGCAACACUUAAAGCUGCACGCACAAACGCACUCCCGAUCGUCGCCACCUCUUAAGGACGACCCCAAAACGGCAUAA
This is a messenger RNA of Anopheles bellator, 1980 nucleotides long. RefSeq names its product zinc finger protein 271-like. The record is from RefSeq and is a predicted model, not a curated record. The transcript has 2 exons. Bases 1 to 1980 code for a protein of 659 amino acids. Gene Ontology annotation, molecular function: zinc ion binding. Gene Ontology annotation, cellular component: nucleus. Lineage: Eukaryota; Metazoa; Arthropoda; Insecta; Diptera; Culicidae.